AUGAAGCUGUUCACAGGCCUCAUUUUCUGCUCCUUGGUCCUGGGAGUCAACAGCUUGUUAUCGUUCCUUGGUGAGGCCGCCCGAGGGACUUGGGACAUGUUGAGAGCCUACUCUGACAUGCUAGAGGCCAAUUACAAGAAUUCAGACAAAUACUUCCACGCCCGCGGGAACUAUGACGCUGCACAAAGGGGCCCUGGGGGCGUCUGGGCUGCUAAAGUGAUCAGUGAUGCCAGAGAGAAUACUCAGAGAUUCACAGACCUUUUCAGGCAUGGAGACAGCGGCCACGGAGCGGCAGACUCGAGGGCUGACCAGGCUGCCAACGAAUGGGGCCGGAGUGGCAAAGACCCCAAUCACUUCAGACCUGCUGGCCUGCCUGACAAGUACUGAGCU
Messenger RNA from Diceros bicornis minor, 390 nucleotides. Its product is annotated as serum amyloid A-2 protein-like. The record is from RefSeq and is a predicted model, not a curated record. The transcript has 3 exons. Gene Ontology annotation, cellular component: extracellular region. Lineage: Eukaryota; Metazoa; Chordata; Mammalia; Perissodactyla; Rhinocerotidae. Bases 1 to 387 code for a protein of 128 amino acids.